AUGUUCGCACGCGUCGCAACCUGCGCUGCCCUCCUCGGGGCUCACGGCGUUUUCGCCGAUACUGAGCCGCUGAUUGAAAUAGCGCUGGCUCCCCCUGUUGGAGGGUCUGCGGGCUUCGAAAACUUCGCGAAGCAAGAAGCCUCGAUGGAGGCAUCUGCUCUUCAGUCGCUGUCCGGAGCAUACCAAAGUGCCAUCGCCGCUGCCAAGCAGCAAAUCGAUGCGGCUAUCAAAGGUUCCUUUCUCCAGAAGAGAUCUGACGAGAUCUUUGUGCGCGUGCUUGAUGCGCCGGCACCUGCGAGCCUCGGACGAGCAGAAGCCAUGGAAGGCAUGCGACAGAAGAUGGAGAGUGCCUCUAUCGCGCAAGCCGUAAGUGAGUUCGAUAGCUUGACGAAGGUCGUGGUCGGUGAAUUGCGCAACGCUCUCCACAGCAGCUUCCUCCGCGGCGGUGAGAUUGGUGUCAAAGUUAAGGCAUCGGACAUCCCCUUCGCCAGCACCCUCGAUCUCUUGCGAGCACACGAGACGGGCCGCGACAUGUCAGAGGAAAAGUUGCAGUCGAAAGUUUUGGACAUGCAAAUCGCGUUUGUGAAGACGCUUAAUGGCAUGAUUGCCGCUGCUCUCGCCUAA
This is a messenger RNA of Amoebophrya sp. A25, 624 nucleotides long. The record is from the annotation of a GenBank genome assembly. NCBI's taxonomy places the organism in Eukaryota, Dinophyceae, Syndiniales, Amoebophryaceae.